CAGUGCGCUGCCGGCAGCCGCGCGGAGAGGUCGACGGUGCUGUGUUGUCCGGCCGUCCCACGCUGGCGCUGCGCUCCGCGUCUUCCCCGUGGGGCACGUGCUUCCGCUCACGUGCCGCCGUCGCUUCGCGUACGAACCUGGGACGUCACCUGCCUGACCCUCUACGGAAUAAAACGCCGCCUGCCCCCCCAAAAACAACUUCACUUCCUUCUGCAGCCGUUCCCUCUCUCGCGCCGUGACACCAGUUAUUUCCGUCGAUGACUCCCCUCUCCUUUCUAACACCGCCGUAGUUUCUCUCUCGAAACUUGCUGCCGUCACAUUUGCGAUGUAAGUGUUUUUCGCUUACAAGUUCCGCGCUGCGGUACAUUGCGUAAUCUCGAUAUCGGCGGAAGUCGGCGACAACUGCGCAGUGGAGUACCAGGAACCACGCGCUAUAGCCGCAGUAGGGAACGUAAAACGCCUUUGGGACGCCUCCGGCGUAGGUGGCGCAGCAUCGAGUGGCGGGCGCGCCGAACAGAAACUUGGCAGCAAGGACGACCCCGCGGACCGAGCUAGGAGCUCAUUCCCACCAGGUUGCCGACUCGUUGGCACGCGCCGUAGCCUGCGUGGCUAGCGGUACCGCUUCGUCACGUUGCCGCCAGCAGAGACUAUCCCAACCGCAGCUGCGCGUUCUUAUCUUGCCGCCUGGUGACUCGGAAAACGGCGCCGCGUGCACCGCUAGCGUCUUCCGGGCCUGCUGCUAGUUAUGGAGUGCGAGUGCGGUGUUAGUGUUGUGGUGAUUGUUAAUCGUGCGACGAGUAGCGAGUGUGGAUUGCGAGAAGAGCCCCGCUUCAUUGCAACUCCGGGAGCGCCGAGACAAAGGAAGUGUGCUCUGCCCGGCCUUCACCUGGAAUAACAGCUCCCCACCGUUCCAAUCAGCUGACCGGACAGCCGCCACCAGCCAUGGUGAAGUCCAAGAAUACAGGAACCAAGGCCAAGGCGGUGCUGGUGGCGAAGCCCGGCGCCCACGGCCGGCCGAUUCGGAAGGCGGGCGUCGCAGCCGCCGCGGUGUCCGGCGUGCCCCAACGCUCCACCACCGGCUCCGUCUUCGCGGCUCGCAGCUGGAUCGAGGCCAGCUUCCAGAAGAGGGAGUGCAUCAAGUACAUCCCCAACCCCAAGGAGGAGAACCGAUGCUGCUGCGGCCAGACUCUGACCUAUCACUGCGGCAAGGGCAUCGACGUCGAGGCAGCGACGACAGGAUUGGUGGAAGAGCCGUGGAGUCCAGCCAAGCAUACUCAAGCCUCGCCUACCAAUGCCUAUGGAACUAUUGAGUUCCAAGGUGGUCCUCAUCCGAGCAAAGCACAGUACGUCCGCCUCGCUUACGACACAAGACCUGAGCUGAUAGUGCAAUUAUUCACUCGUGAAUGGAGUCUUGAGUUGCCAAAGCUGCUGAUCACGGUACAAGGUGGUAAGGCUAACUUUGAACUGCAGCCAAAGCUAAAGAAAGUUCUGAGAAAGGGACUUCUAAAAGCAGCGAAGACUACUGGUGCGUGGAUAUUCACUGGUGGUACAAAUACUGGUGUAACAAGACAGGUUGGUGAUGCACUGUUGUUGGAAAGGUCUCAACGUAGUGGUCGUGUCAUCAGCAUUGGCAUUGCCCCAUGGGGAAUUGUUGAAAAUAACCAUGAACUCAUUGGGCAUAACAGGGAUGUACCAUAUCACUCUAUUUCUUCACCCAGGUCAAAACUGGCUGUUCUCAAUAGCCGCCAUGCAUAUUUUCUUCUGGUUGAUAAUGGAAUAACUGGAAAAUAUGGUGCUGAAAUAAUACUCAGGAGAAAGCUUGAAAAAUAUAUAUCUAUUCAAAAGCUUCAUCCAGGUACACACUGUAGCACACCAGUGGUAUGUUUAGUAAUUGAAGGUGGAACAAACACAAUAAGAGCGGUUCUGGAAUAUGUCACAGACAAUCCGCCAGUACCUGUGGUUGUGUGUGAUGGCUCUGGCCGUGCAGCUGAUCUCCUAGCAUUUAUGCAUAAGUAUGCCUCUGAAAAUGGAGAAGCAUCAGUCCUGGAAAAUAUGAAAGAGUAUCUUAUUACAACAAUACAGAAAACAUUUGAAGUCAGCCUAGAGCAAGCAGAAUGCCUGUAUUCUGAACUUUUACAGUGCAGUAGAAAAAAGAAUUUGAUCACAGUUUUUCGGAUCACAGAUCGUCCAGAAGGCAAAUCCCAGGAACUUGAUCAAACAAUUCUUACUGCUCUUUUUAAGAGCCAACAUUUAUCUCCUUCAGAGCAAUUAAGUCUUGCUCUUACAUGGAAUCGUGUGGACAUUGCACGUUCAGAAAUAUUUGUUUAUGGCCAAGAGUGGCCUCCUGGUGCCCUUGAAGAAGCCAUGAUGCAAGCUUUGGAACAUGAUCGCAUAGAUUUCGUUAAACUUCUCCUCGAAAAUGGUGUUAGUAUGAGGAAGUUUCUUUCCAUACCUCGUCUUGAAGAGCUUUAUAAUACAAAACAAGGCCCUACAAAUACCUUGGGCUACAUAUUGCGUGAUGUUCGACCUCACAUUCCUCGAGGCUAUGUUUACACGUUACACGAUAUUGGAUUAGUUAUAAACAAAUUGAUGGGUGGAGCUUACAGGUCUUACUACACUAGAAGAAAAUUUCGCUUGAUAUAUGCAAAAGUUAUGAAGAAGUCACCACAUGUGCACAGAAACAGUGCUUCAUUCAUACGUUAUUAUGGAAACACAAAUCUGACUCUCAGCUUGCUUGCUGAGACACUGCCAGCUACAAAAGAAACAGCCCUCUUUGAUUACCCAUUUAAUGAACUGCUGACAUGGGCCGUGUUAACCAAGCGACAGCAGAUGGCUUUGCUCAUGUGGCAGCAUGGUGAAGAAGCAUUAGCCAAAGCUUUAGUAGCUUGUAAACUGUACAAAGCAAUGGCUCAUGAGGCUGCCGAAGAUGAUCUGGAAACUGAAAUAUAUGAAGAGCUCAGAAAUUAUGGCAAAGAAUUUGAAAAUAUUGCUUUGGAGCUACUGGACUAUUGUUAUCGCCAAGAUGAUGACCAGACGCAACAAUUGUUGACUUGUGAACUACAGAACUGGAGUGGGCAGACAUGUCUCAGCCUGGCAGUAGCAGCAAAUCAUCGAGCACUCCUAGCCCAUCCCUGUAGCCAAAUAAUCCUUGCUGACCUGUGGAUGGGUGGGUUACGUACAAGGAAAAAUACAAAUUUAAAGGUCAUACUUGGACUAAUAUGUCCAUUUUAUAUCGUCACACAACUUGAAUUCAAAUCCAAAGAAGAAUUGCUCCUCAUGCCUCAAACUGAGGAAGAGCAUAUGGUUGGUCUAGAAGAAGAAACUGAAAGUGUAGAAGGGCAUACAAAUGGAGGACAUAGAAACACAGAGCCUGAUGCAGAGAAGAAGCCAAGAAAGUUUAGCAUCAGGAGCAAGUCUUCCAGUCAACAGGGUAUCAAGGAUUCAAACAAGCUAACCGUGGAUCAAGCACCUCCAUCUCAACAUAAUUUAGCAAUCUCAGAAGUCAGCCAAAAACGGGCUUUAAUAGCUCAUGACAGUGUAGCAAUGAGAGACACAGUUGUCCAAGAAAAUGGAAAAGUACUUGCUGAAGGAGAUGAUUCAAGCCAGAUUUUUCACAUGCCCUUAGAUUUCUAUGAAAUUAAAAAUAACAGACCACUUAGAAUGCAGAAAAAGCUUUAUGAAUUCUACACAGCUCCAAUAACAAAAUUCUGGGCACAUUCGAUUGGUUACAUGGUGUUCCUUGUAAUUUUUACAUAUGUGGUCUUAAUAAGAACAGAGCCUAAUCUCAGCUGGCAGGAAAUAUACGUCGUGGCAUAUAUCUGUACACUAGCAUGUGAAAAAAUUAGAGAAAUCAUAUCUUCAGAACCAGUAGCAAUUAGCCACAAAUUCUCUGUCUGGACAUGGAAUAUGUGGAAUCCAUGUGAUGCUGCAGCAAUCAUCUUUUUCCUAAUAGGACUAAGUCUUCGCCUACGCCCAUCGUCAAUGAAAGUUGGGCGUAUUAUAUUUUGUGUGGAUAUUAUCUAUUGGUACUUACGAAUACUCAACAUCCUUGGUGUAAACAAAUACCUUGGUCCAUUGGUUACCAUGAUGGGAAAAAUGGUGAAGAACAUGAUUUAUUUUGUUGUGUUAUUGCUUGUGGUGCUGAUGAGCUUUGGAGUCUGUCGGCAGUCAAUACUGUUUCCUGAUAAUGAUUUCAGCUGGUCACUUGUUAAACAUAUUUUUUUUCAGCCAUAUUUUAUGCUUUAUGGAGAGGUAUUUGCAAAUGAUAUUGACCCUGCAUGUGGAGAUGAACCUGGUAUGCCAAACUGUCCAAUGGGUAGAUGGAUUACACCAGCUGUGAUGUCAACAUACCUCUUAGUUGCCAACAUCCUGCUAAUUAACUUGUUAAUAGCUGUGUUCAAUAAUAUUUUCAAUGAAGUAAAUGCAGUUUCACAUCAGGUAUGGAUGUUCCAAAGAUUUACAGUUGUAAUGGAAUAUGAACAGAAACCUGUUCUGCCACCUCCAUUAAUCAUCCUAUGCCAUAUUGCCUUGUUACUAAAGUACUGCAGGCAAAAAGUGAAGGGAGUGAGUAAAUUAUAUGAUAAUGCUCUGAAGUUAUUCUUGGAUGUUGAUGACAUGGAACGUCUGUACGACUUUGAAGAAGAAUGUGUAGAAGGUUAUUUCCGUGAACAAGAAACAAAAUUGCAAAUGUCAAGUGAUGAAAGGAUUAAGAAUACUGCAGAACGUGUUGAAAACAUGUAUCAAAAAAUUGAAGACAUUAAUCAGAAAGUUAACAGUCAGACUUCAUCUUCUCAAGCUGUGGAGUUUAGAAUUAGAAAGCUGGAGGAUUUAGCAGAUCAGACACUAUCCCACCUUGCCGUCAUCCACAGAUUCAUGGCAACCCAUGUCAGAGAACCUUUAGCAGAAUUUGCAGAUGUCAGGCUUCGAACAACCACAGAUGAACACAAAACACAGUCAGAUUUAAGUGACCAUACGGACAGACAUUUAAGUGUUCCACUUCUUGGCAGAGAAAGAAGAAGACCUGUCAGAUCAUUGACAGAAGUUAGGCCAGAUCCAUUUAUGUUUGGUGAGGGCCUACACUUGCGGUAUGACGACAAGUCCAAAUCCCCAGAACCCUCAACAUCAAAGCCACUUGAUUUCUUUGAGGAGCAGGAGGAGGAGGAAGCAGAAGAAGAAAAGGAAAGAGCACAAUCAUUUGAUAAGGUCAGCAUACAUUCCAAUAGCAAAACCAGAUUUUUUGCUCAUAUUUCAAAGCAUGAAAGUGUGUCUGGAAACUCACUUGCUGAGCCUGUAGGCAGUCUCAAAGGAAGUAAAACAGAUUUAGGUGUGGAUGAAGAAAAUUUGGAGUCAGCUACUGCAACAGCAGCAAUACUUCCACCAGCACCACCUUCAAUGGCAACUUCAGAGCCAGCUGAACAAGAUUUGGCACGGAAUGAGUUUAUAAGAAGUUCAUCAUUUGAUCAGCGAACAGAUAAGAAAGACCUCAGUGGGUUCAGAAGACAGAGUUCUGAUGGGUCAGAAAGAGGUAGCAGUUCCCACCGACCACCACUGAUGCCAAGGAGACAGCUGAGUAAAACACAUUCAGAACCAGAAAAUGCCACAGGACUAGAUUCUCUGGAUGGAAUAGAUUUUCCUCGUGUUACUGUGGAGCGCAGUGUCACCUGGGCUGAACCAAGGAUUACUGUGAUUCCUCCAUCUGGAAAUCCUAGAUCAAUGUUGCUGGCUAUGCACACAGAGUACACAAGUAUCACAGAUGAACUGGAAACAGUGUGUGGCCUUCUAAGCCCUCCUCGUACACCUCGCCUUCUUUCACCACCUCGUCCUGGUGAUCAAGCAGUUCCUCACAGAACAAGGCACACAUCAGAGAUGUCAAAUCCUGAGAUGGCUCUUUAUUUGGAGAAAGAACACUUGCGAGAUGCAGAAGAGAGUGACUACCAGCUGAUGGAAGGGUUAAUUCAACAUCGUAUUCAUAACGAAGAGGAUUCUGUUGAUAGUGCUUUCUAUUUAACAGUAACAAAUGAAGUUCCCGAAUAUCGAAGCCCAAACCAACCAUCAAGGCCACUACGCAGGAGCAGUGCAAUUGAUGUGAGAGACCUACCCACUCCCACAACUCAGGGUCCCAAUAUGUUUGGUGGUGACACAGAAAUGCAACAGCUGCAGGAAGCAGAUGGUGGAAGCAAAAGUGGAAGCAAAAACAGUUUAGUGCCAACAUCAGAGACAAUGUGUUGAUGCUGUGAAAUCUUAGCUGACAUAAUUGUUUAAAUUGUGCACUGUGUGUGUGUAUGUGUGUGUGUGUGUGUGUGUGUGUGUGUGUGUGUGUGUGUGUCAAUAUGUCAGAAAUCUGCCAUUGUGUAAGGAAAAAAAAGUGUAAUCAGGAAGUCAUGUCACAAAUUUGCAACAUAAAUAUUUUCAGUUUUCAUGUCAUACGUUUGCUAGUGUAGCAAAUAAAUGAGUGACAAAAGUCCUGGAGAUUAGUGCUCAUAAAUUGGAUACAAUUUAAAUAAUGAAACAGUAUAUGCCAGGGCCUAAAUGUUAUUUACAUGUAUCCAUUUUUAGAAGUAUUCCAUUAUUUUCAUCCAAUAAAAUUGUGAAGAAGGAAAGCAGAUGCAAACCAUAUGCUAUUACUUACUGGCAUGACAAUUUAAACAACUGUAGUAGAUGAAAAGCUGAAUUAUUGAUAUCACUAGAAAUGAUGAACCACAGGCGAAAGUGCAACUGCUUCAUGUGAUUGUGUAGAUUCUUCAGUAGUCUGUGACUAAUGGAUUUUUAUUGAUAUGAACAAAAUUGCCACUGUUAUCUGGAUGUGACCAGUCAAUAAUAUGUAUGAUUCAUUGGAAACAUACUGAUCCCUGUGUACAAAUUUUUAUACAAGGUGAUACUUGCUAUGUGGAGGUUUCAGGAUGGACAUUUAUUUUAGUAUAUGUUACAAAUGACAUAUCUUUGGUACCAUUGUAAAAGUGUUAUUUUUAUGGUAUGAAGUACAUCGGCACUGUCAUUUUCCAUGUAAAACUCAUAGUUGUAUGGCAUGGCGCAUAUGAAACUAAGACUCUAUUAACUAUUCAUCUUAUUAGUGGAGACAGUAUAGUUUCGAUGACUUGUUCUUAUAUCAUAAGAGGCAUCACUGCACAGCUGUUUUUUCUUUCUUUUUUAAAAAGCAUUUAAAACAAAGUGUGUGUGUGUCUGUGUGUGUGUGUGUGUGUGUGUGUGUGUGAGAGAGAGAGAGAGAGAGAGAGAGAGAGAGAGAGAGAGAGAGAGGAUGUUUGCAGUCAUCUUCAAUACCGCAAAGUGUACAACACACAACUAGCAGAAAAAUGAGAAAGCUCUCACUUCUACUGAUCAUUACUGUUUCUAUAUUGUUUUUGUCUUUCAAUCAUUAAAGAAGUGCUGGACUUAUAAUAUAGGCAACUUGACUUACAUUUUGUGAGAUCCUGCUUUUACUCUCGUGAAUAUCAUGGACUUCAUUUCUUUGUUAAAUUACGUGGAACAUGAAAAUAUUGUGGAUUUUGAAAGAAUGCCAUUUUACCAGUGAAAUCACAUUUUCGAAUUACUGGAUGAUUUUAUUCUCAUAAAAUCACAAUUUCUUAAUUAUUUUGCUAUUCUUCAUUGCUGUUCUUUGGUAGGCAUUUUUAAUACAUUUGCGAUAACACGUAUUUUACCAUUCAGAUGAAUUUAGUAUAAAGCUUUCUCUUUCAUAAUUUCUCUGAAAUUGUCACUUUCCUGCGGCAGUCAUGAAGUUAGCAGGGAGUGUUACUGCUUUCUCACUGAUGGUAUGCACAUAUAUAAUAUGUUUCCUGUAAGGAAAGAGUUCUUAGUAAGUACAGAUAGAAAAGUGUGAAUGAAAUUUUCAUACACAAAGGAAGUAGGAAAGACUUCAAGAAUGACACUAUUCUUCUUUGAGAAGUACUAGUAAGUAGGUAUGAAGGCACUAAGUAAGGGAAAGACAAUAAAAAUUAUUAAUAAGGAAAUAUACAAGAAGCAUUAUAUAUCUCACUCUCAUUACAUUAUCUGCCUCUCAUAAAAUACUUUUCUUUCUUUGUACAAAUGCAGAUAUUCAUGCCCUAGUCACAUGGCUACACAGCUGUGCUGUGAUUUAAACCUGUACAUCAAGUGCAAUUUAAAAAGUGAAGUAAAGACAUUUCAUAAGAAUUCAGUCAUGUUUAGCACUUGCAAUAGUGGUUAGAUUUCUGCUGAAGACCAGUGGUCUGUUGCUUUGCCAGAUGGAGUGUGGCAUAAUUAAAAUUGUGCAAAAUACAUGAUGCAAUGUCUUUGACCCUUGAGUUACUUACAGAGAACCUUUAAAACAUUAUAGAGAAUCUACAGAAUUGUUGUAAAUGGAAGAAAGAAGUAUUUCAACAGUAGUUUGUGUACCAAUGCACAAAAAUUUAGUCUCAUAAUUUUUUGCAAAUGUCUUUCAAACAGUGUAGUUCCUUAAGCUGGAGACUUCAUUAAUAAACUAAAAAUGUGUCUAUUCUGCAGAGUGAAGCAAUACUACACAAAACACAAUUAUGGUUUCAUUAUACCUUUUUAAAAUCAUCGGCUGUGUUACUUGGAAUUAUUGAAAUUGGUGUGCUUUUCAGGCAAUAGCCUGUUGACUUCUUUUGGAUCUAUGAUUAUAUCUUAAUUUAUUUAUAUAGCUUUUCAAGAAGAACAACUGAGAAUUCAUCUUAAAGUUAAAUGACAAUCAUAUGCAUGAAAUAUGCAGUAAGAUGGCAUAUGGUAAAUAUUCCACUGUCUAUUUUUAACUUUCUAUAUUGAUCUUCAAGAUUUUAGUCGGCAUUAAUGACAGGAUUUGGAAGAUUCAGAUACUACUGUUGUUUGUUGAAAUAUUUGCUAUUAUGAAAGAUUUUUACAUAAUUGUAGAAAAUAUUUUGAUCAGAAGAAUUUGUUACUGGAAGUUCAUCAUGCAAUAUUUGAUACCACAGAAAAUAUGAUUUAGUUAAUCAGUGACAUUAUGCACUGGUUUUCUUGAUACUAUUCAUAGAUAAUGUGUGAAAUUAAGACAUUUAUGGGUGAAAAAUGAUGCAUUAACUUGUGGGAUCAGCAUUUGCAGAUAUAUUGUUGUUUUAGCAAAUAAACAAUAUUUAUGAUCAUCAGAAUGAUUUUUUUGCAAUAACUAUGGCAAUAUAUUAGAUACGAAAUGGAAAGCAUGUGGUGCUUAUCAUUUAAUACUGAGAAUACUGAAAUCUUUUUUUAUAUUCCAUGUUAUUUUGUACAUACAGAUGAACAUAUGUAAAUAAUGUAUAUGCUCACCAAUUUUAUAAUAAAAAAAAUGCUGCUGUGUAAUGUGAAUAUAGACAUAUACAGCAAAUGUACUGGUACUAUCAAUUAUUUUUUAGUUUCAGGGCAGAAUAUUUAUGAAAAUGGCACAACAAUCACGAAAAAUACAACAGUAGGAUUUAGUUAGCUUAAAACAUGUCAAACAUCUGUUUUGUCAUUACUGAACACAGUUAUGUAUACAGGUCAACUUUAAAAAUUGUGUUACAAGAUGGUUGUGCUAUUGUAUGUGCUUGUGACAUAUUAUGUGGUAUAUGGAAUACGAGAUGUAUCACCAUAGUUGACUGGAAUGUAAUAUAUUAGCAUCCACUGACAGAAUUAAAAAUUCUGAAAGUAAUUGUUUUUAAAAUAACAUUUUUUUACAAUCACCUCAGAUUAGCAGAAAAUUCUCAAACAAAGAAGUUAUCUAGCACCAUCAGAGUGUAGGAAGUGUACAAAUUGAAAAGGCCUAAUAACCACUGAUAUAUUUUCUGUGCUUGGUAAUUUUAUCUCCAAGUAUGACACUGGUAAUAUUUUAUCUCCAAAUAUGACACUAGUUAUAUGUUGUUGGAUACAAACAGCUGGAGACUGUGGAAAGUAAAAGGUGAAAAGGUGCUGACGAGUUAGUGGAGGGUAGAUGUUACUAACAUUUGCAGAUAAGGUAUGAAUAAUGCCCAAGGUGUAAACAGUAGGUGAUUCCUUUCCCUUUCACAUUCAUUGGUUCUUUUACAAAUUUCAGAAGUGGGUAACUAAAUUUCCCUACAUCUGUAAGACUUCAUUUCUAGCAAAUGCUUUGAUUAUAUUUGUUACACCACAAGCUAUUUUAGAAGGAAUUCUGACAUUAAUUAAUUAAAGUUCUUCUGUAACAAAAGUGCUACUUUAACGAGUUUUAUUCUUACACAUUUCCACACACAUCCAGGAGAGUGGCUCUAUACUCAGUUCCAUCAUGUGUGUGCUCUCCUCACAAUGUAAUAAAAUGUUGUCUACAUUUUUUUAAGUUUAGAUGUUUAAGGAAUACAACUGUUUCCUUUCAUAGGAGGUAGGCUAGUGUAAGAUACAAAUAUAACCUCUAUGUCCUGAAUAGGAAUUGUAAGCGAAUAUGAGAGGAGAUGGAAGUCGGGCAAUGACCAGCAACAGGAAGAAUGUUUUGGAUAUAUGAAAAGAACAAAAACAUAUUAUUUAAUGUAUAUAAAAAAACAGAAAAAAUGAGCCAAAGCAAAUGUAAAAAUUGUUUGAUUGGUGGAGUCACAAAGGGAACGAUGAGGAAACAAUAAUGAUAUAUAUAAGGAGAAUAAGAUGGACCAAACAAGACUGACUAAAUAAAAAAAAAACUACAGGAAAGAGGAAGGUAAGGUACUAUCAUGCAAAUGAAUAGUUGCCUGCUAUCAUAAAUAGUUUUACAGUGGUAAGUGCAACUCCCAUUUGUAGCAGUACUUCUGAGUAGGUCUGACAGCAAAAUAAUUGUCGAAAGUCUGAAUGCAGUAUACAGUGUCAUAUAUAAUUUUAAUGCAAGGGAUAGAAGAAUUUCUCUUACUUUAUGUAGAAGCAAUAUUAAAGUUCUACGUGAAAUGUGUAGAAAGUUGAAUGAGGUGGAUUGUAAAUUGAAACAGCAUCUACUGACCCCAAAACCAGGCACAGCAAACUCAAACUGUUCAAGAUUAGGAAUACAUGUGAGACAUACAUCAUAUUUUAUGUGUUUAUUGGAACAGAUGGGCACAGAGGUUGUACUGUGUCUGCAGUGACAAACUGAUUGCUACAUCAGUUAAAAACAAGCAGAUGUAGCAACUACUGACAAUGAGGGCAAGCAGUUUUGUGUUAGGAAAUAAAGAGCACUUGUAACAUAAACUGGUAUGUCUUAUAUCAGUGGAGGUGUUCACACACUGAAGAAACAUACCCUUUCACAUGGCUGUUGCUGCAAACCCUCUUCUACCCAGUAAUUUGCCUUUCUUGGUAUUUUCAGUCAACUGAUUGCACUUCUUUACAAACCAUCUAAACUAAAUUUCAGCUGCAAUAUUUGCAUUUCUUUAGUUCAAAGAUAUCACAGCACUAAAGUGUUCAUCAUGUGAGAUGCAACUCCUGCACCUGUGUGCAGCUAUUAUAAGAAAGUAAUAAAGGGUUAUUCACAAUAAAUUACUUCAGCCCUAUCUUAGGCUUGUCUCAGCCACACUAUUUGCAUUAAUCUAUCAUUAUAUUAUAAUCAUUACUCUUAUAUUUGUGCAUGAUAAAUAACAGACGUUCUACAAUGAUGAAAAAAUGUCAUAAAGAGGCUCAACUGUAAUAUCAGACUGUUAGUUGCAAUACAAACCACAUACUGUCUCCAGUACUUUACUAACUGCUUCACAGUCUAUAUCUGUUUCCUAGAAUCCACCAUCCAGUGUGUGGUGGAGAGAACAUAGUGUAUCACUAUGACUGUUUGAACUUGCAAUUCCUUGUGAGGAUAGUGCUAUCUAAUUUUACUGCAGAAUACACCCUGUCAGACUGACAGGGUUGUUUCCUCAUCACCCUCUUAGAGUGAAAUAAUUGUUUCCCCUGUUACACUUCAUCAUUUAUUAUCCUACUGUAUAUUAAGUUAUACAUAUAACAUUCAUUUUCCACUUUCUUUUUUAAUUUUAUCAUAUGCCAAUUUCAUUUACAUUCUGAUGUGUUACCUUCUACUAUUUGCAAAACUCUGUUGUUUACUCAAUUAAUGGAUUAUCUGACAUGUUGAAUCAGUGAUUAGGGUCCAUCUCUUGGGCCUGUUAGUGAUGUAUAGUGUCCUGUCAUACAUCCAUUCUGUGCUCUUCUCCAGCCCACCAUUACGUUAUCACAUAUUUUCCUCGUUGGACCAGGUACUUCCUGUUGCAGGAUGACAAGAUAUGUUUAAAAUUAUUGAAAACUUUUGAACACCAUCUUUUCCAGUUUAUAGAUGCUGCUUUCAUAUUCCUGAUAACACUUAAGCUUUUUAGGAUGCACAGAGAACCACUACAACUUUCUUUUUAAUCUCACCAUUGUUUUUCAAUUACUUCCAUCUUCAUAACACUGCAUAUAAGAUGUGAUAAAACAAGGAUUUCACUUUUUAAAUGUCUUUAAUGAGUAAAUUAAUGUUCAACACAGAUUGCAGUUUCAUAAUAUGUAUAAGAUGAUAAAAAGAAGUAUAUGUACACUACCGAUAAUUGUUGAUCUUCUGCAGUUCCUAUGAAUUCAUUUGCCUGAAGAAACCAACAUGGAUUCCACUCUCUUAUAAAAACUGAAAGUUCUGUCAGUGGAUCUGAAGUAGUGCAAUGACUGUUAUGUAAAAGAUAAUUAUAUGUUGUGUGACUAUUAUAUUUGUUUUUGGUAUGAUGCAACUAGUACAAGUGUGAUAUAACAUGAGGUGCAUAAUGUGCACUCUGUGUAGUAAAAUCACGUGAAAAACCGGAGUUUAUUAUAUUUUGUAAAAUUGAUUAUAAAAUCCCAGAAGAAAUUCUAUAACCAUUUGUACUUGUGCAUUACGAAUUCCUUUGAAAAAUUUUUGGAUGAACUGUAUUCUGUGUAUUUUACACUUAUUCUAUAGUAUGUGAACUGAACAAAAACAGAUAAAGUUCUUGCCAAACAACUAAAUAAUUAAGCAUCAAGUAAACAGCAUGAAACAUUUCAAGAGUAACUUCAGAAAUCUAAUGUUGUCUGCAUUUCGGAAAUUAAACAAACAGGCAACAAUGCAACUACAUAUUGUUUCAGUUUUGCACAAACACAAUAAUGAGUAUGAUUUUUCAUUUCAACUGCACUUUUUUGCUACAGUAAAAAUGGUUGUAUCUUGUUCAUUCCAAUAAUGACUUUACGUAUAGUAUAACAUGAGCAGUGUUAGCUUUUGAAAAAUGUAUUGUAGAAUAAUUAUCAUUGUUUCCAGCUUCUAUUGACAGAAGUGUUGAGACUUUGUAUUCAAGCAGAUAGAUCUUUGCUUGUAGAUCAGGCUUUCUGCUAUCUCUAGCAAUUUAUUAGCUGGAUUUUUUAUAUCAUUUUUUCAGGUUACUUGUUGCAAGUGGACCUACAUGUUCUCAUAAAUUUAAUAAACUCCAUCCUUUACAUAAUUUUCCCUAACAGCAACAAUCAGAAAAAAGUAACACCUUUCAUUCUCAACUUUUUUUAUUUUUUCAGGAUGUUUUUGUGACCACUUUAAGUUUUUUGUUCUUCAUUAUUCCCCUGGGCCAUGUACUGAACUUAGAUGUAAAAACAUAUUACAUACUCAUGUGUGAAUAAAGUAGAUUCUUUCAUUUUUUUCUCGCUAAAAUUGUUUUUCCUUUCAUAAAACUUCUUUUGUAAUUGAAAACAAAAGAAAUGCAAGUGGAAAAAUAACUGCUAUCAUUAAAAAUAUUAUAAUUUUACUAAUGGUCAAUGAGUGGUUGAUAUACACCAAAUUCUCAGGAAAAUAAAAGAAAUUGCAAUGAUGUCUGCAGUACCCAAUAAUCUGACAGUACAGUUAGAGGGUAUUUAUAAUGUGUACACCUAAUCAUAAUCUUCUUUACUGCCCUUUUCUGUUUAUGACAAUUGUUCCCCCAGUUCCCAACAAGCCUAAAACUUUUUACCCCAAAGGAAAGGUAUCCUUCUUAACAAUGAGCAAUGUGACUCUUUUUGUUGAAGUUUUGGACUCUCAUUCAAGAGAUGCAGGCUUCAAAUACCCAUCUUGUCAGCAAGACUUUUAUUUUAUCUGGUUUUUCUAAAUUUGUUAAUGAGAUUGUGAUGGUUCUGUACGAAAGGUCCUGGCUGAUUUCAUUCCUAUUCUAUUCCAAAAGGGUUGUGCUCCACCUCUAAUGACCCUGU
This is a messenger RNA of Schistocerca gregaria, 14028 nucleotides long. RefSeq names its product transient receptor potential cation channel trpm (gene Trpm). The transcript is spliced from 21 exons. The record is from RefSeq and is a predicted model, not a curated record. Gene Ontology annotation, cellular component: membrane. Gene Ontology annotation, biological process: protein tetramerization; monoatomic cation transmembrane transport. Lineage: Eukaryota; Metazoa; Arthropoda; Insecta; Orthoptera; Acrididae. Gene Ontology annotation, molecular function: monoatomic cation channel activity. The coding region runs from base 943 to 6228 and encodes 1761 amino acids.